Molecule: messenger RNA, 1461 nt
Organism: Drosophila guanche
Lineage: Eukaryota; Metazoa; Arthropoda; Insecta; Diptera; Drosophilidae
Product: activator of 90 kDa heat shock protein ATPase homolog 1
Exons: 4
Coding region: 208-1266 (352 amino acids)
Biological process (GO): positive regulation of ATP-dependent activity; protein folding
Cellular component (GO): cytosol
Molecular function (GO): protein-folding chaperone binding; ATPase activator activity
Source: RefSeq, a predicted model, not a curated record
GCUCUGUGCAUCGAUAACUUCAUACUUUUUUAUGAACAGAAUAUUUCUGGAAAUUUCGACUUGCAAGAGAGCCGCGCCGGAAUCGCGCCAACAAAACGUCGUUAAAGAAGCCACCGAAACCACUGCCGGAUCCAGGGACGAGCUAAUUCCAUUUCCCUUUCAUACAGCAGCAGCAACAGCCAGCAGCAAAUCGCCGAAGCAUCAACGAUGGCCAAAUGGGGAGAAGGAGACCCGCGUUGGAUCGUCGAGGAGCGCCCUGACGCCACCAAUGUGAACAACUGGCAUUGGACCGAAAAGAAUGCGACGCCCUGGUCCAAGGAAAGAUUGCAUCAGUUGUUCAAGGACUUUAAAAUAGAGCAUAGCGACACCGAGUGCUUGAUCGAGGCGGUGGACAAGUGCCAGGGCGAGGCGACCGUCAACAAUCGUAAGGGCAAGCUCAUAUUCUUCUACGAUUGGGAGCUGGUGCUUAAGUGGUCCGGCCUGCUGCUCAAAAACAGCAAACUCUCGCACAAAGGGAAACUCACCAUACCGAAUUUGUCGGAGGAGAACGACCUGGAGGAUGUGGAGAUCACUGUGACCAUCGACGAGUCCAACGACGAGUCGGAGAAUCUUAAGCAAUUCAUGUACAAUGUUGGGCGGGAGAGCAUUCGCAAGCAGUUGGGCGUCUACAUCAAGGAGCUGAAGGAGGAGUACUCCAAAAACUUGAUUCUACCAAAGAAGGGCGAUGAGGGCGGUAACUCCUACAACAGUGCCAGCUUGAAGGAUUCCAACAAUGCCAAGAAUGCGGCCCAAAAGGCAGCUGCCUCGGUCUCCACAGCCAAGGGCCACAACUCGAAGGUUGGCUGCAAACUGGACGUUCGCACCCUUUCGAUGACCGAGGAGUUCCACUGCAACGCCAAUGAUCUGUACAGUGCCCUUACCAAACCCGAUAUGGUAUCCGCCUUUACACGGGCACCCGCCAAAGUCGAUCCAGUGCGCGGUGGAGAAUUUGUUCUCUAUGGCGGCAAUGUUUUGGGAAAAUUCGAGGAGCUCAUCCCGGAGAAAAAGAUACAGCAGAGUUGGCGUCUAAAAAACUGGUCCUCUGGUCACUACUCGAAUGUGCUCAUAGAGCUUGAGGAGACUUCUUCCAGCACCGUGAUGACGCUCAAGCAGACCGGCAUUCCCGCCUCCGAGUACGAUGCUAUGAAGACCAAUUGGCAUCGAUACUACUGGCAUAGCAUCAAGCAGACCUUUGGCUUUGGCACCUCCAUUGCAGAUUCUUUAUAAGCAGGAGAACGCGAUCCCUUUCGAGGAGGCGGGAAAGUACUGACUUAGGUUGGGACUACUUUUUGUAACUGACAGUAACUGAGCUGCUCGAAAUUCAUUCAUUUCUGCUAUAAUUUCUGUUGAUCUUUCAAACAAUUCUUUAAAUCGAAAAUUACCGAUCUUCAGAAGCAGCUACAGUGAAACCAAACUACAUAC